Zerene cesonia (dogface butterfly) is the source of this 1054-nucleotide messenger RNA. Its product is annotated as pyrimidodiazepine synthase-like. Gene Ontology annotation, molecular function: glutathione transferase activity; glutathione dehydrogenase (ascorbate) activity. Gene Ontology annotation, biological process: glutathione metabolic process. Gene Ontology annotation, cellular component: cytoplasm. Lineage: Eukaryota; Metazoa; Arthropoda; Insecta; Lepidoptera; Pieridae. The transcript is spliced from 6 exons. The record is from RefSeq and is a predicted model, not a curated record. The coding region runs from base 163 to 927 and encodes 254 amino acids.
GAGAGUUAGUAACACUGCUUUGUGAGUCUCCGUAUUGUUUCAACUUCAACUUCGCAACUACUCACUAGUUCAUAAUCUGUGUUCCUAUGUAAAUUUGAUUCGACCGUUUCUUGUUGGAUUUUUCAUCUAUUUUGAUUUCGGAUUUAUUAACCUACUAUAAACAUGUCCGAAAAACAUUUGAAAACCGGUGACGCAUUACCACCAUAUACCGGAAAAUUGCGGUUAUUUGCCAUGAGAUUUUGUCCGUAUGCAGAGAGGAGUGUGCUCGUUUUGAAUGCUAAGAAGUUAGAAUAUGAUUUAGUACAUAUUGAUCUUGACAAUAAGCCCGAAUGGAUUUUCAGCUUUAGUCCAAAAGGAACUGUACCUGCAUUGGAAUAUGAGGCUGGAAAAGCUAUUUUCGACAGCAAUGUAAUUAAUGUAUAUCUUGAUGAAAAAUAUCCUGAUCCUCCACUGCAAUCAUCAGAUCCAUUAAGAAGAGCCCAAGAUAAGCUCAUUGUGGAAUUGUUUGCAGCUGCUCAAUCCGCAUACUAUACUGCAGCGUUCAAUGCCCAAGCUCUUACCCCAACUUCUGCAGAAAAUUAUCACAAGGGACUAGAACUAUUGCAAAAAGAAAUUGAAGCUCGCAAUACAAAAUACUUGUUUGGAGACCAGCCUGGACUUGUUGAUUAUACUCUUUGGCCAUUUUUGGAGCGUUUCCUGGCUUUGCCACUGCUAGGAAAAUCUGAAUUUGCUAUUGAACAAGAUAAAUAUGCAGUUCUGUUGAAGUAUAUUGAAGCAAUGAAGAAUGUAGAUGCUGUAAAAGCAUAUUGCCUAGCUCCAGAUACUCAUGCUAAGUUCACUGAGUCACGGGCAAAGGGGAACCCAGAUUAUAACAUGCUUGAUACCAGCAAUGUGUGCUGCAUGCGCCCUAGGAAGAAGAAGGAAUAAGAUCAAGUUGAAACCUUGCUGCAUCCCUCUCCAUACAAGGGAAAUGCAUAAACAUUAUUGAAAGAUUUAAUUAAUUUUGCAUAAUACCUGUUAUUGAUUUUGGUGCAAUAAAGUACAAUUGUAAUUA